CAUUUAGCAGUCCACUCUAAAUGCAUUUUCCUUUACCACCCACACAGUCUCUAUUCUAUCAGCGAACAACAAGAGUGAAGUGAAGAAGAUCAGAAUACUAUAGAAUAGAAAAAAAAAAUAGAGUUGUAAGAAAUUAGGGUUUGAGUAGAGAAAUGUUUGGAACAGCGAUUAGAAAUGUAGCUAAGAAACUGAAACCUAAAAUGGGAGCUGUUACGCUGAAAACACCGCCGGAACAAAGACAAACAAUAACAAGGACUCUCUUUGAUAUUGUUAAGGAACAUGGUCCAAUUACUGUUUCUAAUACCUGGGAACGUGUUAAGGAAGUUGGAUUGAAAGAUUUGACAAGCAAGAAUCACAUGAAAGUAGUUUUGAGAUGGAUGAGGGAGAGACAGAAGCUUCGUCUUGUUUGCAACCAUGUAGGAGCUCAUAAACAAUUCCUCUAUACCACUUGGUUUACCAAACCAGGUACUACUGCUCAAGCUACAACUACAACGACAACAACAAUGGGAAACAUUCCUCCAAAGAAAAAGCCAGUACGAUCUUGAAAAUUUUAUCAUCAAUAGCCAAGACUCGAGAGGAUGGGAAGAAUAAUGGAAGACUAUAGUAUAAUUUUAGUGUCACUAAUGAGGAAUUUGAAUAUUGGUUCAUAUGGUUGGUUCAGUUAAAUUUGAUCUUCCUGAUUGUGUUGCAUCUGUUCCUAUGUUCUUCAUUAAUGCAAAACUAGUUGAUUACUACUAUAGCACUAUGUAUUGGUGCUUUGGCCAAUUGUUUUUUCUUAUUGUUAGCAUUAGGUAUUGGCUUAUUCUCUCUGCCUAGUUAUUUGAAAAGUAGGAAUGGCAUGUUUGGAAGCUUCAGUUUUAAAUUGGUUCAAAUAUUUUCACCAGGACUCAACACAUGUUUCAAAUAUUAGGCAGGUUUAGGUAAUUAUGACCUUCCAAAACAAAAUUUGUAAACAAAUAGGUAUUGACUUGUUAUUGAUCUUCAAAUGAUAAUUAGUAGUCAAUUUUUUUUUUUUUAACUACAAUGCGUAUCAGCUGAAUUGUUUCCAUAUGUAAAUAUUAAUAUUCAACAAGAAUUAUAAAUCAAAUAUA
Trifolium pratense (red clover) is the source of this 1091-nucleotide messenger RNA. RefSeq lists its product as uncharacterized. NCBI's taxonomy places the organism in Eukaryota, Viridiplantae, Streptophyta, Magnoliopsida, Fabales, Fabaceae. The record is from RefSeq and is a predicted model, not a curated record. Bases 153 to 545 code for a protein of 130 amino acids. The transcript is spliced from 3 exons.